This is a messenger RNA of Helobdella robusta, 588 nucleotides long. RefSeq lists its product as hypothetical. The record is from RefSeq and is a predicted model, not a curated record. NCBI's taxonomy places the organism in Eukaryota, Metazoa, Annelida, Clitellata, Rhynchobdellida, Glossiphoniidae. Bases 1 to 588 code for a protein of 195 amino acids. The transcript has a single exon.
AUGACAAAACUACAUCAACUUAAUUUGGAGCAACUCAAAGAAGAGUUACAAAAACAAAUUGUUGCUACCAGUGGAAAGAGAAGAGCAUUGAUAGCACGCCUAACAAAAGCCCUUGCUAAUGAAAACAAGAAUCCUGAUGAAUUCGAGUUUGACGAUCAGAAUGUAGAAUCAAAUGCAGUUGUAGACGUUGGGGCUAACACUAAAUUGAUACUUCGAACAAUAUCAUCAGAAAUAAAACAACAAUCUACAAAAAUUGAACAACAGUCAACAGAAAUAAAACAGACGAGAAAUCUAAUUGAUGCAAAAAUUAAACAGACGAGAGAACAAUUUGAUACCCAAAUCGAACAACAGUCAGCCGCGAUUGAUGUUAAAAUAAAGCAACGGUUGAGAGAACUCAGAGAACAAUUCGAUUCCAAAGUUGAACAGCAAUUGGCCGUUAUCAAUGCAAAAAUGGAAGAGAUCACGUCAAAAAUUGAGCAGAAAUCCUUUCAAAAAGUUAUGGGGCUUGACCAGAAGUUAUCUUGCGAAAUGACAAAGAAAGUAAUAAUAAUUAAAUUUAAAAUUUAUCAAAUUAUCAAAAAUGUUUAA